Molecule: messenger RNA, 5946 nt
Organism: Galleria mellonella (greater wax moth)
Lineage: Eukaryota; Metazoa; Arthropoda; Insecta; Lepidoptera; Pyralidae
Product: unextended protein-like
Exons: 15
Coding region: 96-2933 (945 amino acids)
Biological process (GO): magnesium ion homeostasis; transport
Cellular component (GO): plasma membrane
Molecular function (GO): transmembrane transporter activity
Source: RefSeq, a predicted model, not a curated record
AAGUCUGUCGAGUCACAGAGUAUAGAUAGAAUAAUAAAUACAUACAUACGGAGUGCGGACUUUUGAUUUGACUCAUUCUUCCCGCAGCGACUACCAUGGCGCCAGUGUGUUUAUUACGGACUAGUGGUGUUUUCCUAUUAUUAUUUUUAUUAUUAAGCGCAUGUGUUGCCUCGCCGCCAUGGAUAUUUUCCGUGCGUGUAAACAAUGUUUCGUGUACUGACAAUACGUGUUACUAUAACGUAAAUGUGACCGGUAAUGGUGUUAAAGAGUGGUCGUUAACCUCCAAGCCGGGUGUAAGAGGUGAACUUUGUGAAAACAUUGUUUCUAUCGAGAGAACGCUAAAUAACGUUGACAUAAAAGUGUCCAAGUCUGGAAAGUUGUAUUUCUGUGCUAAAGGCAUUUACGGGUGGACACAUCAAGGGAGCAGUAUAUUUUUGGACGCAAAUGACGUCAUCAAACGAAAUGAGUGGAGAUCAACAGAAUACGUGGAGAGCGGCGAGAACUCCUCCCGUGAACAGAUAGAAGACAACGUAUACGCCCCCAAUGUCAAGGGACUAGCCAACGACACCCUCGUCAAUGAAGGGGCAGAAGUUGACAACUUAAUUAUUGAGACAAUCUCGUAUGUGCCCGGAAUGGAGCUGGAUAGAUCCCCAGCGAAUGGUCUAGAGUCUUCUAGAAGAAAACGAGAUAUAGAAGGGAAUGUUGCUAAAGACAAUGCAACUGUAAAUACUUCGAACGCUAAGAUCAAUGGCAAUAUAGUUAAUGGUGUAAAGGUUAUGGGCUUGAGGGUGGAGGAGUCAGCCAAGGAACCGAAGAUCGUCGACGGUAUGAUACCCAGCGUGCUGACCGAAACCACGUUCACCCUGAGACUUUUCGGUGAAGGUUUCAGUAAUGAAACUGUAUUCGCCUUUACCCACAAACCGCUGGAAUACGGGAAAACAUGUCACAACCUGUUAAAUGGAGAAUAUCGGAUAAAAUACGUGGAAAGCGACUCAGCGUUAUUAGAAUUGGUCGCACCGCCGCCUCUAGAGGAUUAUAAGUUUUACAUCUGCGCGAAGAGCUCUGACAGCGAAGAAGACUUCAUUCACCAAGGCCACGAGAAAUGGAAGAUUUUGGGCACCCACAACAAACUCCUACCUUUGUGGGCGUCACUGAUCCUGAUUGUCAUCUUACUGAUGCUGGCAUCCCUCUUCUCCGGGCUGAAUCUUGGUCUAAUGGCACUAGAUCGCACAGAAUUGAGGAUUAUAGCCAAUACAGGAACGGAGAAGGAGAGAAAGUAUGCCCGUGCCAUUAUGCCGGUACGAGCGCACGGGAACUAUCUGCUGUGCACGAUUUUGCUCAGUAACGUAGCUGUUAACAGCACAUUCACAGUGAUUCUGGACGAUCUGACAUCAGGGCUGGUGGCUGUCAUCGGAUCUACGCUGGCUAUCGUGUUCAUAGCUGAAAUUACGCCUCAGGCAAUUUGUGCAAGGCACGGGUUGUUGAUUGGCGCAAAGAGUAUUUGGAUAAUGAAGAUUGUGAUGGGUAUCUGCGCCCCGCUCGCGUGGCCGACCAGCAAACUGCUCGACUAUUUCCUGGGUGAAGAGAUCGGCACUCACUACAACAGGGAACGGCUGAAGGAACUCGUCAAGGUCACAAACCAUGUGAACGAUCUGGACAAGGAAGAGGUGAACAUCAUCUCUGGCGCGCUCGACCUUCGCAAGAAGACAGUGAAGGACGUGAUGACCAAACUGAAGGAUUGCUUCAUGCUGCCAAUGAAUAGCGUACUCGAUUUCGAGACCAUGACCGAAAUAGUCAAGUCUGGCUACUCCCGCAUCCCGGUAUACGAGGGUACGCGCGGGAACAUCGUCACCAUGCUGUUCAUCAAGGACCUGGCGUUCGUGGACCCCGACGACAACACGCCCCUCCGCACGCUGUGCCAGUACUACCAGAACCCGUGCAACUUCGUCUUCGAGGACGUCACCCUGGACGUCAUGCUGAAGCAGUUCAAGGAAGGCCAUAAAGGGCACAUGGCGUUCGUGCAGCGCAUCGAAGAGGGCGACGGCGACCCAAUAUACGAGACCGUCGGCCUGGUCACCCUCGAGGACGUUAUUGAGGAGAUGAUACAGGCGGAGAUCGUCGACGAGUCGGACGUCAUCAGCGACAACCGCACCAAGAAACGGCUGGCGCGGCCGCUGAACAAGUUCCAGGACCUGGCUGCGUUCGCCGGCCACCAGCACCACCAGCGCGUGCACGUCUCGCCGCAGCUCAUAUUGGCCACCUUCCAGUUCCUCAACACCAGCGUCGAACCGUUCCGUUCGGAGCUGAUCUCGGAGACGGUGCUCCGGCGACUGCUGAAGCAGGACGUGAUCCAGCACAUCAAGCUGCGAGGUGACGAGGACAAGAAUGACCCGAAACGCUUCGUCUUCCAGGAGGGCAAGUCGGUGGACUACUUCGUGCUGAUCCUGGAGGGCCGCGUGGAGGUGACGGUGGGCCUCGAGAACCUCGUGUUCGAAGCGGGACCCUUCACGUACUUCGGUGUUCAGGCUCUCACGCAGAAUGUAGGACUUGCGGAAGCCCCAGCGCCCUCUACACUUGGCUCGUUGCAGAACCUGAACAUGGACUCGAUGUUACGCCACACGUUCGUCCCCGAUUAUUCAGUUAAAGCGAUCGCGGAAUUGUAUUACUUGGCUAUAAAACGAUCCAUGUAUUUGGCCGCCAAACGGGCAACACUGAUGGAGAAAGGCGCACUUAACAAAGGCGGUACCAAUGAACAAAUUGAACCAGAAGUUGACAAGCUGCUGAGCGAAGGAGACAAUUUAGAAGAGAUCAGGGAACCUGAGAAGCCGCCGAGACAGUUCGUACCUACCUCGGCCAGUCCGCACACGAAUGCAACAUUCAAGACAUUAGAAAAGGGCCCCGCCAACCCGGAAGAAGAGAAACUACUAAACUAGUAGCAUUCUACUAUGGUAACAAAGUAUGGUAGAAUUCUGACGCAGUAUUGCCAGAUUUCUUCCACGAUGACAGUUAAAAAUCUAUGCAUGCGGUAGUUUCUAUAGAAUAGCAGUUUUUUUUUAUAUAGAAUUAUGACAACAUAGUUACUUAAGUGUGCGUAACAUGAACAGAAAGAUGUAUUUUUUAUGGCAACACCACAUUUUUAAUUGCUGUUUAAAAAAGCGAGCAGAGGUGCUAAGAUUUUAUUAGCUCCAUUUUUUUUUUAAUUAUAAUAGUGUUGCUAUAUACAUAUAAAUAUAAAAAAAUAAGAAAUUUUAAUAACAAUUUAAAAAAUAGAAGCAUAAAUAGGUAUAUACUAGAGAUGGGGAUGUAUAAUUGAAUUAUUCGAAUAAUUACCUAAUUAAUUAUUAUUCGAAUUUAUUUUUGGUGUUCGAAUUGAAAGACAUAACAAAGAUAGCGCAUCGAAUCUAAAAAAGAACAUUCGAAUAUCGAAGUAAAUUUGAAUGUAUAUUUUCAUUCGAAUUAUUAGAAUAGUUAUUCUAUCCUUUAAAUCGAUAAAUUCAAAUACGCUGUUCGAAUCUCAUUCGAAUGAAUCAUUCAUAUUAAUCCAUCUCUAGCAACGUAGUGUUGUAAUCAAAUUUUUUAAAUUUGGUGUUGCCAUCUCUAAAAGUUGUUAAUUGCGAUUAUUUUAGGUAAAAAUAAGGAAUUAUAAGCUGAGCUCGCAUGGCCGUUUCGAUGGGAUAUACCAGUGAUGUUACAGGGUGCGGAGGUGUAACACCGUAGUCCUAAGGAAUAGCAUUGCAUGAAGAGUGCCAAGGGUGGUGACACAGUAUACUGUUGUGUCCAUGGUACUGUUCAUGCGACGAUUACCGUUUUCCAUCAGGCGGGCCGUCAGCUUGUUUACUAUUUCCAUGUUACAUGAAAUAAACACCUCAAAAUGAUCGUGGUUAUGGCUUAAUUAUUGAAAUGUAGUAUUUUUUUAUUAAAUUGUUUAGUAUUUAAUGCAUUUGUUGCGAGUUUUAAAACUAGUUGUUACACUGUUAUAUUGUUUUUAAGUUGUAUCUAUCAUCACGCCGAGUUCCUUGUGGGGUGGACAGGGAGAAUUGGAUAGAUACGGGUCUCUAUCCCAAUAUAAAUCUCUUGCUUCUCCAUCCAUCCGGUUUCAUAGUUUAUUUCAUGCCAAUUAUCAGUUCGUAUUGUGUAUUUGAGUAACUUGGCGUGACGAAUGCCGCGGGCGUCACAGUGUAUACUGUGUCGUCCACGGAAAUGUAAAUUAUUAACUAUUAACUUACGAAAACAAUGCAACAGUUUAGUUGGAACUGUCCAAACUAGAUGAAGUUUACUGAGCGUGCCUUAAAUUUUUAAUAAAAAUAAAAUGUACACACGGAACCAAAAACGUUUAUGUAAAAUGCAAGAACACAAAAAUAUUUUUUUUUAUUGUAAUUAUUUUAGUGCCCAUUCACACAGAGCGGGUCUGAGCGCAGAGAGAGAGAAAUUCUAUCUUUUUCUUUCUUUUAUGAUGAUAGUAUUUUAGUGAAAAUCUAUUUUAAUAUUAAAGUGUUUAAUAUGAGAAAACUGUAGCUUGUAAAUAUUUUAAAUUCGUAUCUCCGGCAUUUGGAAAUUCUAUAAACAAAUAUAUAAUUCAAUUUGUUGAGAUUCGAACCCACAUCUGUCUGUCGUCCAUGUCGAGUGUAUUCCCAGUAACACCACUGAAGGUGUUCUCUCUCUAUACCUUUUUAAUUAUUAUUUUUUAAACUUGAAAACGACUGACACUGUUUUCAAUGCAGUAAAAAUUUGCUCAGACCCGGUCUAUGUGAACGGGCCCCUUAGGCUAGCUUGCUAUUAAUUUGAAAUAACCUUUAUAAUAAAUUUAAAGGCAUGAAUACUUAUUUAUUAUUGUAAUUGUAACAAUUGUAUUACAAAUUGACAUUUCAGGGUUGCGAUCGAAUGAUUUUUUUUUUCUUUUUGUUUCUAUUGAACGCAUUUUUUGUGUAAUUUUACACAUCCAAGUUUAGAUAUGUUAAGUUUGAAUUGUUUAUGGUUUCAUCAUAGUCUUCCGCAUACGUUUAAGAUGAUUUCGUAAAAGGAAUUUCGAAAAUGUCAAAGUGCUACAGUGAGGGUGGCGCCCUUUGGUUGAUGUCAAGGAUUUAAGCCGCUUUCGUUGCGCGCGAAAGUCUCUGAUGGGGCUUAUCACACGAUAGCUUUACGCGACCUCUAAAGCACGGAGCAAGUGACGAUAAUUUAAAAAAAUCAAUGAAAAAAAAAUUUAAUCAGACAUGAUAAAAAAAUUCACGUCGCGUAAGUUCACGAGUAAUUCACGAGCUGUUUGGGCACACUCCCUUUGCCUUUCCUUUUCGUGAUAAAUAAAAUAAAAAUGCAUACGCUGUCAGGCACGCACCACUUUGAAUGAAAAUAUGUUUACAUAAAAUCUAUGCAACCAGUUCAAUAAAUUUGAAAAUUGUAUAGUAUAUUAUAAUGUGGCUAGGUAUUUUGUGAUGCCUACGUGAUAUAGAUAUUUUUGACAGAUACAUAAUAUAAAUACUUUAUAAAUUUAUUGUGUUAAUACCUUUACGUGGUUGCAGAUUUCUUUUCCAGUUUCUUGAAUAUAAGUACAGUGCCGUCUCUUAUAUAACAUAAUUGCUUGCAUAGAUGAUAUAUACAUACUGAGAUUGCUUGCUCUGUGUUUAAAUGGCGCGAAAUUAUUUCUCAUUUACUUGUGUAUUAUUAAUUAUCAAUUUUCAAUAUCAAUUUAUUGACCAAAUGAAUCGAAUGAUAUUUUUGUAUUGAUACCUUUUCCACAUCAGUGGUAUAAAAAAAAAAAUUUAAUUGUUUUUUUGUUUAUUAAUCCUCAGAAUGUUCAGAAACAAUAAAUGUGCCUUAUACAAACUUAAUGUGGUGCUGAUAUGUCGGAAAAUCAUAUUUACGCAAUAGGUGCUUGUAAUUCAGGGUGUGACAAUCUGAAAUUUGAAUAAAUAUACAAGAUCAAAUAUAAUUAUAUAUGAAAUAUCAAAA